Molecule: messenger RNA, 3241 nt
Organism: Amyelois transitella
Lineage: Eukaryota; Metazoa; Arthropoda; Insecta; Lepidoptera; Pyralidae
Gene: Acsf3
Product: malonate--CoA ligase ACSF3, mitochondrial
Exons: 11
Coding region: 169-2076 (635 amino acids)
Biological process (GO): fatty acid metabolic process
Molecular function (GO): medium-chain fatty acid-CoA ligase activity
Source: RefSeq, a predicted model, not a curated record
GAUUUUGACAUCUAUCAGAAAAUUAUAAGUCGAAACUUGAAUUGCGAUAACUUUAUCAUUUCAUUUAUUUGUGACCAUAUUAUUCCAUUAUCAUAAUCAAAACGACGUAGUGGGAACAAUUUUCUUAAGCGUUGUCCACCAAACUAUUCGACGUCUUAAGAAUAUAGUAUGGAAUUGUCUCUGCGAAGUGUGAGAUUAUUCAACCGGCUCCUACGAAGACCUGUAUGUAUCGCUACUUAUAAAAGUACAAAUGUUGUGGCAAAGGAGGAUGUUAAUAUAGAAUUGGUGAAUAAAUUCAACCAAGACAUAAAAGCUGGUGGUGUUGUACCAGUGUUCCGGCGAGCCCUGCUAUUUCCCACCCGCAUCGCAUUACAAGAUGAAAUCGGCAUCUACACAUAUGCUGGGUUGUACCAGGCAGCCACUUUGCUUAGCAAAGAAAUCUCCACACAACUUUUUGGCGAGACGGAAAGAACAAUCACAUACAUGUGCAGUAAUGAUGCGUCACACGUCAUUGUACAGUGGGCUAUAUGGAUGUCAGGGAACAUAGCGGUGCCCUUAACCCCAAUCCACCCGGCAGAGAUGCUCAAAUACUUCAUAACAGACAGCGGUUCAGUUCUAACAAUAUGCACUCAAGACUAUGAGAAAAUACUCCAGCCAAUCACGGAGGAGCUGAAGAACCCUUUCAUGGUCACUGGCAGGGAUAAAGAGGUGGCUGCGCAGUUGUACCAACCGAAUACUUCUUUCUUAAAACCAAAGCCUGAGGAAUGUUUGGCCGAUGUGGGAAGAUCUAACGCUUGGUAUGGAGAGAGUGAGGCGCUUAUUAUUUAUACCAGUGGCACAACGAGCAAGCCCAAGGGCGUGGUAUGGACGCACAGCAUGCUGCACAGCCAGGUGUCGGCUCUGCACCACGCCUGGCAGUACAGCUGUAGCGAUGUAGUUCUGCACACGCUGCCCUUGCAUCACAUACACGGACAACUCAACUCUCUCAACGCCUCUCUAGCUGCUGGUGCCAGGAUCCGAAUGCUGCCCUCGUUCGUGUCUCACAAGGUGUGGUCGUGUCUCCUUGGCAUGGGCGAGCGCGAAGAAGCCAAGGUGACGGUGUUCCACGGCGUGCCGGCUAUGUACGCGCGCCUAGCCGCCGACCACGACAAGAUGUUCGCGGCGCAGAAACAAGCGGAGUAUGUUCGCGCGACGCUCAGCCGGAUGCGGCUCAUGUGCGCCGGCUCCGCGCCGCUGCCCGCCUCGCUGUUCCACAAGUGGGAGAAGAUAUCCGGCAUGCGAUUGCUGGAACGCUACGGCAUGUCGGAGUGCGGUAUGGCGCUCAGCAACCCUUACCGCGCCGCCGCCGGCCGCACGGUGGGCGCGGUGGGCGCCCCGCUGCCGGGCGUGGCCGCCGCGAUCGCCGUACACGAAUCGGAUCAGAUGUUGAAGCCGGUGGUCACCGUGGAAACUGACAUGGCUGACACACAGAUAUCACUAGAGCGUCUAGGUUUAACAGCCAAGGAGCACGGUAGCGAGCCCGCCAAGUACGAGUGGCCUCCGCCGAAGGUCACCGAGCACGUAAAGAGCCAAGAUGGCUCCUAUCAGGGCGAACUGCUGUUGAAGGGACCGAGCGUGUUUAGUAGGUAUCUGAACCGUCCGCUGGCUGUAUCGUCGACUGACUUCACCCCGGACGGCUGGUUCCGUACGGGUGACACCGUCCUGUUCGCCGAUGGCAAGUUCCGGAUUCUGGGACGGACGUCUAUAGAUAUUAUCAAGACUGGUGGUUAUAAAGUCAGCGCAUUACAGGUAGAAUCAGCCCUUCUAGAACAUCCGAGCGUAGCAGACGUCGCCGUGUUGGGCGUUGAAGAUGAAAGUUACGGAGAAAUUGUCACCGCAGUUGUAGUUCUCAAAGAUAAAGCCAAACUUACACUGAAAGAACUCAAAGACGAGGCAGGGAAGCGUCUUGCACCUUACCAACUGCCGAAAACAAUGGUCAUAGUUAAAGAGAUGCCCAGGAAUGCUAUGGGCAAGCUAGAUAAGAAGGAGAUAAGGAAAUUGUACGCGAAAGAACUGAGUAUGAAGGGUAAGAAGUAAGGUUGUUGAUUUGUUAAUGUUGGUCACAAAUGUUGGAUGAUAUAUUUGAAAUCAUGAUUGUUCGCUUGGAAGUUGGUCACAAAUUUUAUUUGAAGUUGAUUAUGGAUUCGAAUUUGCUAUUUUAUAUUUUUAUUUGAGAUAGUUGGGGUACACAUUGGUCACAAAUAUUGGUCACAUAAGUUGUUUGUUGGCGUUCUGGUAGAUUAGUUAUACUUGUUUGUUGGCGUUACUUAAAUUUUAUUUUUACAUAUUUUUUUUUACUAUAAAUAGUGGUUGCGUUGUUUUUUUUACUUGAUGAUUUUAAAUUUUAAUUAGGUUUUUAAUGAUAAAGAACGGAUAAAAUUAUGUUGAAUUGUUUUAGCACAAAAGAUUAUAUGAAAAUGGUAGGUAGGUACUUACUUGUUUAUCGAUGUUUAUGAGUGUUAUUUUCUGGGUUACGAGAGUACAAUCUUCCAAUUAAAAAAAAUAAGAAAACAUACAUAACAUAUAAUCACGUUCAUAUCCCUUGCGGGGUAGACAUAGCCAACAGUCUUCAAAAGUCUGAAAGGCCACGUUCAGCUGUUUGGCUUAAUGAUAGAAUUGAGAUUCAAAUAGAUUGAAAUGAAUCCGUGUGGUGUCCGGCACGAAUAGAAAAAAUAAGCAUAAAACAAUUUCUAAGAAUGAUCUUUUCAGUCCCCCUGCACUGCACCUCUCAACUUAUUGGUGUAAUUAGAAAGUGUAGUAUUCCAGUUAGUAUGUAGAUCAGCCCACGGAAAGACUUCGUUAAACGAUUUUCAAGUUAAUUAUUAACUAUUUCAAAGACGUUAUGUUGACAGUCACCUUUAAAAAGUUGAAUAUUUAAAUCUGUGAUUUAAUGUUUGGGUACAUACCUACAGAAAUUUACGCAUAAUAAUAUGAGGUUGAUAUUUCAUUCAAUAUUAUAGAAUUGUACCGUACUUGUUAAGGUUAUUUACUUAUAUUGUUUGCUUUUAAAAUGUAUGGUUAAAUGAAAAAGUGCCUGUAAACUGUUAUUCACAAAUUAGUCACAAAUAUAUUGUUGCUUUUUUUUAAAUGUUAUUUUUUCCGAAAAGUACAGUCACUAGUUGAAUAUUUUAAAUAUUUAAUGUGAUAGGUAGUCAUAAUACAAACGCCUUUCUUUGACUGAUUGUUUAAUAAAAGACAUUUA